Kwoniella botswanensis is the source of this 1584-nucleotide messenger RNA. RefSeq lists its product as uncharacterized. NCBI's taxonomy places the organism in Eukaryota, Fungi, Basidiomycota, Tremellomycetes, Tremellales, Cryptococcaceae. The record is from RefSeq and is a predicted model, not a curated record. Bases 1 to 1584 code for a protein of 527 amino acids. Gene Ontology annotation, molecular function: L-amino acid transmembrane transporter activity. The transcript has 7 exons. Gene Ontology annotation, biological process: amino acid transmembrane transport.
AUGUCAGGCAGUUCGACUCCCUCAUUAUCAGCUUCGACACCCACGCUAUACGACUCUGAACGAGAGAUGCCUAAUGAACGUACUCACCUUUUGGGUAAACGUAAAUCCGUAGAACCAUUAUCACCCAUCAUCUCGCAUUCACAGUCACAGCCACAGGAUCAAGAUCAAGAAGCCCAAGAGUCUCAGGAGGAAGGAGAAGAGGUGGAAGUAUAUGUACCAGGCAAAGCAUCUUUCUCCCAGACUCUUUUGAACGUAUUGGGAGAUCUGAUAGGGACGGGACUGUUAGCUUGUCCAGUAGCUAUUGCCUAUGCAGGAUGGGUGUUGGGGCCUAUAUUCCUGUGUAUAAUAUGCGCAGUCACUUUAUGGACACUCAAGAUAUUGAUUAGGAUAAUAGAGAAAGAUCGACGGAUGCGAAACUUCGCUGAUGUUGCCAGGUACGGGUUGGGUGAAAGAGCUGAGAAGUGGAUAACGGGGUUGUUUGUUGGCGAUUGUUGUAUAUGGCUUAUCGCCCUCAUCGUCCUUUUCUCGGACACGAUGGAAGCUGUCUUACCUGUAUUUUCAAGUAACCAGUGGAAACUUGUUGGACUAGCUGUUAUCAUUCCUCUAAACUUCGUUCCACUCCGAUACCUAUCCUACACCUCAUUCCUCGGAGUCCUAUCAACCUGGACCCUAGUCUGUAUCCUGAUCUUCACAGGUCUCACCACGACCGAAUCACCCGGAUCAAUCUCUCAUCCAUGUCCUACGGACCUAUUCCCAACUCACGGAUGGAUCAAAUUGGGUAUUUCCUUUGGACUGUUGAUAAGCGGAUUUGGUGGUCAUUUCCUAAUACCGAAUCUGAUUAGAGAUAUGAAAGAUCCCCAACAGGCUGAUACGGUCGUUGAAGUUGCUUAUGGAAUUUGUAUGGUCGUUUAUGUCAUUGUGGCUGUAUUUGGUUAUUUGAUGUUUGGAAGGGAUGUCUCUGAUGAAAUAAGUAGAGAUUUGGCGAAAACCCCUGCUUUCUCGCCCACCUUGGCGAAGAUCGCAGUAUGGAUGGUAGCGUUGAACCCCUUGACCAAGUUGCCCUUGGGAUUAAGACCUCUAUGUGACGUAGUCUACACAUGGUUUCAUCUUCAACCAACCAUCUACCUACCCACCAAACACACCCCUACACUUGCAUCUUCUUCUACAUCUUCACCGAUCUACUACGGAGAAAGCGAUGAACCCCUCACACCGACAGUCGCCUCAUCCACCUCUACCCUCCUGGUAUUCCCCGAGAUCGUUCAUACGAAAUCCAAAUUGGAAAAACAACAUGAUCGACGUGAACUUUUGAAAAAAUACAUCUUCCGACCCGGUAUAUCAAUCUUGUUGAUUAUUUUCUUCAUAUUGGGUGCAUUGGUAUUACCUUCCUUCGAAACUAUAAUGAGUAUAAUGGGAGGUGGGCUAUCGGUUAUCAAUUGUAUACUCAUACCUUUAGCUGCUGGAUCAAGUUUGUUCGGAUGGACAAAGAAAGAUAAGAUUGUUUUUGGACUGGCGGGUUUGGUGGCGGUCAUUAGUGUCGUUUGUGCUUUGUUGAAUGAAAGUACUGCCUCUGCGACUGGUGUAUAA